Propithecus coquereli (Coquerel's sifaka) is the source of this 977-nucleotide messenger RNA. RefSeq lists its product as uncharacterized. Lineage: Eukaryota; Metazoa; Chordata; Mammalia; Primates; Indriidae. Gene Ontology annotation, biological process: fusion of sperm to egg plasma membrane involved in single fertilization. The record is from RefSeq and is a predicted model, not a curated record. The transcript is spliced from 9 exons. The coding region runs from base 3 to 977 and encodes 324 amino acids.
CGAUGGCCCCGCUGGCCCUGGCCAGAGCAGUCCCAUGUGCCCUGCUGGCCCUUGCGGUCCUCAGGGCGCCCACUUGGGCCUGUCUCCUCUGCUUCACCACCUUCGCGGAGCGCCUCCGCAUCUGCCAGAUGUUCACCGGGGUGGACAGCCCUGAGCUCCAGAAGUGCCAGGAGGUCUUUACGGCCGCCUUCCAGGGCCUCUCAGACAUCGAAAUCAACUACGAUGAGAGAAGCCACCUGCAUGACGCCUUCACCCAGAUGACCCACGCCCUGCAGGAGAUGGCCGCCGCCCAGGGGUCCUUUGAGGUUGCCUUCCCUGAUGCCGCUGAGAAAAUAAGGAAGGUCAUUACACAGCUUAAGGAAGUCCAGGCCUGCAUCCCUCCCUGCGGACUCCAGGAGGUCUCCCGGCGUUUCCGCUGCGGCGGGUGCUACUCUACGGUCUGCGACCUCCCGCUGGACUGCCCAGUUCAGGACGUGACGGUGACUCGGGGUGACCAGGCUGUGUUUUCUUGCGUCGUGAACUUCCAGCUGCCAGAGAAGGAGAUCACCUAUUCCUGGAAGUUCGCAGGAGGAGGUCUCCGGACUCAGGACUCGUCCUACUUCCGAGAGGUGCCGCGGGCCCACGGCUACCUGGCGCGGAUCCGGCCGGCGCAGCCCACCCACCGCGGGACCUUCUCCUGCGUGAUCGAGCACGACCGGCGCCCCCUGGCGCGGCUCUACUUCUUCCUGAACGUGACGGGCCCGCCCCCGCGCGGGGAGACCGAGCUCCAGCUCAGGUUCCGGGAAGUGCUUCGCUGGGCGCCGCGGGACGAGGAGAUGCUCGAGCCCUGGAGGCCGAGCUUGGGCGAGCUGCUGGCCAGGCCCGAGGCUCUGACGCUGAGCAACUUGUUCCUGCUCGCGGCUGUUGCAGCUGUCGCGUCAGCGUCUGCGACCCUGUUGGUGUGGAUGUUCUUUCGAUGGUACUUCAGCGGUAACUAA